Molecule: messenger RNA, 1344 nt
Organism: Galeopterus variegatus (Sunda flying lemur)
Lineage: Eukaryota; Metazoa; Chordata; Mammalia; Dermoptera; Cynocephalidae
Product: olfactory receptor 8K3-like
Biological process (GO): G protein-coupled receptor signaling pathway; sensory perception of smell
Cellular component (GO): membrane
Molecular function (GO): G protein-coupled receptor activity; olfactory receptor activity; odorant binding
Source: RefSeq, a predicted model, not a curated record
AUGGAUGAACACAAUACAACACUGCUGAAAGAAUUCAUUCUCAUGGGAAUCACAGACCGUCCUGAGCUGCAGGCUCCCUUCUUUGGGCUGUUCCUCAUCAUCUAUGUAACUGCAAUGGUGGGCAACUUAGGCAUGAUCAUCCUCACUAAUAUUGAUGACAGGAUCCAGACACCCAUGUACUUUGUUCUCAGACAUCUGGCUUUCAUUGAUGUUGGCUAUUCAACAGCUGUGGGAUGCAAAAUGUUGGUAAAUUUUGUAGCAAACCUAAAUACAACCUAUAAUUUGUGUGCUGCAUAGCUAGCUUUCUUCAUCAUGUUCAUCACCAGUGAACUUUUUGUUCUGUCAGCAACAGUCUAUGAUGGGUAUGUGGCCAUCUGUAACCCUCUGCUUUACACAGUAGUCAUGUCACAGAGAGUGUGCUGGGUGCUCGUAGCAGUCCCCUAUCUCUACAGUGCCUUUCUCUCACUGAUAACCACCAUGAAAAUUUUUAUUUCACCCUUCUGUGGCUAUAAUGUCAUUGGUCAUUUCUACUGUGACAGUCUUCCCUUGUUGAAUUUGCUGUGCUCAAGCACAUGUGAAAUGGAGCUGAUGAUACUGAUCUUUUCUGCAUUUAACUUGGUGUCAUCUCUUCUGAUAGUCCUUGUGUCCUACACACUGAUCCUUGUGGCCAUCCUCAGGAUGAACUCUGCAGAAGGUAGGUGCAAGGCCUUCUCCACCUGUGGAUCUCACCUGAUUGUGGUAGUUGUAUUAUAUGGGACUCUGCUCUUUAUGUAUGUGCAGCCCAAGUCCAGUCACUCCUUUGAUACUGAUAAAAUGGCCUCUGUAUUUUACACUCUGGUAAUACCCAUGCUCAAUCCCAUGAUCUACAGCUUGAGGAACAAAGAGGUCAAAGGUGCCCUGCACAGGAUAUGGAAAAAAUCUGUUCAAACUUCCUGUUUGAAGUUCAAUGUAGAAUCUGGGAUUGAGAACCACACUUCUGGAUGGUUGCAGCUGAGGCCAUGGGUUCAGGGCUUCUUACCCAACCAGGAAAGGAGCCCGGAGUUACUGCAUUCCAGUGUUCGUGGCCCUCAAGUGCUCCAUCAAGGCGCUGGUGCCGAACGACACGCUCCUGCAGGUGAAGGGUACUGGCGCCAACAGCUCCUUCAAGCUCAACUGGAAGAAGCUGGAAGGCGGCGGGGAGCAGCGCGGGUGGGCCGCAGCCACCACCGCCCCGGCGCCCGCCACCGUGUACAAGGCCAAGAAGCCGGCGGCGGGCGCGCUGCACGUGGACAAGAAGCCCGCCAAGAGCCAGAAGGCAGAGAAGCGCUCGCACAAGAAGGGCGCAGCCUUGCUUUGCAAUUUUGA